UGCUCAUUGUAAGAAAAGUUGGAAACACCCCGUUCAGGAAGUAACCACCGCCACCCUACCAGCGAACACCUCCGGUACGGCUGAUUAAGGAACGAGGAUCACUUUGACAGCUGCCGUUGCUACCAGUGGAAAGACUUCCUCCACCCCCAAAAGAUAACCCCCCACCCCCGCACACAUGCUGGCCGUAAAGAAAGAAGGUAAUAUUAGCCCUAAAAAACUGUCAGUGCAUCCCUCCCCAGGACUGGACGUCCUAGUCGGCUGGCAAGAGCAGGGGCCUCUGGAGGAUGCGCGGGGUGGGCGGGGGAGAAGGAGUGCGGCGCUGCAGACUAGACAUGGGGACUGCAGGGUGGAGCGUGGGCGCCAGGGGUGUGGUGGGAGGGCAGGGGCAGGGCCUUGGGGAUGGGGCCGGGGGUUGCGGGGAGCGCCUAGGAAUGCGGGCACAGGGGCGCGGCGGCGGGACGUGGGUGGGGCUUGCGGGGAAGGCUCUGGGGCCGGCAGCUGGUCCGAAGUCAGGAAGUGAGGGCCACGGAGUGGAGCAUGGAGGACGCAGGGGCGUGGUGAGAGGGCGAGGGUGGGGCUCGGGGGCGGGGCGCGGCCGGGGUCGGGACGUGGGCGCCGCGGGGUGGAGCGUGGAGGGCGCGGGGGCGUGGCGUGGGCGUGGGCCAGGGACCAGGGGCGGGGCCAGGGACCAGGGGCGGGGCGGGGCCGCUAGGUCGCCGAGCGGCGGACUUGGAGGGCCCGGGAGGGGCCGAGACGCGGGCGGGGCGGACACCGGCGUGUGAGCCGCUCGUUGGUAUGUGCCCAGACGGCGGCGGCGGCGGCAGCGGUGGCGGCCGCCGCACGCGGCGACCUGGCCCCGGCCCCCUCCGCUCCUGACCAUGUCACCUCCCGCGCCCCCCACAGAGUUGGUGCCGUCGGAGCGCGCAGUGGUGCUGCUAUCGUGCGCGCUCUCCGCGCUAGGCUCGGGCCUGCUGGUGGCCACGCACGCCCUGUGGCCUGACCUGCGCAGCCGGGCGCGGCGCCUGCUGCUUUUCCUGUCGCUGGCCGACCUGCUCUCGGCCGUCUCCUACUUCUACGGGGUGCUGCAGGACUUCGAGGGCCCCUCGUGGGACUGCGUGCUGCAGGGCGCGCUCUCCACCUUCGCCAACACCAGCUCCUUCUUCUGGACGGUGGCCAUCGCCCUCUACCUGUACCUUAGCAUCGUCCGCACCUCGCGCGGCCCCGGAGACGGCCGCCUGCUUUGGGCUUUCCACGUCGUCAGCUGGGGGGUUCCGCUGGUCAUCACCGUGGCGGCUGUCGCUCUAAAGAAGAUCGGCUACGACGCCUCGGACGUGUCCGUGGGCUGGUGCUGGGUCGACCUGGAGGCGGAGGACCGCGUGCUGUGGCUGCUGCUGACCGGGAAGGCGUGGGAGCUUCUCGCCUACGUCACGCUGCCUGUGCUCUACCUCCUCAUCCGGAAGCACAUCCGCAGAGCGAGGCUGACACCAGUGCUUGCUUUGGCCACGCUGAUAGCUGCCUUUGGGUCAUCCUUCCAGUAUGGGUACAACGUGGCUGUUAUUAACUCCCCUGCCAAGCUCAUGAAAGCAUUUUAUAACGAGACCUACUAUGACAGAAUCAGUGAAUACAUAAGCGAAUUUUCCUUGACCUUGCUGUGGUCGGUUUCUGUGUCCAUGUUUCCCUUCGGAGGCUUCCUCGGCUCCCUCAUGGUCGGCCCCUUGGUGAAUAAAUUAGGCAGAAAAGGAACCUUGCUGUUCAACAACAUCUUUUCCAUCGUGCCUGCGAUCUUAAUGGGAUGCAGUGAAGUUGCCAGGUCCUUUGAGAUGAUAAUUGUGGCCAGACUUUUGGUGGGAAUAUGUGCAGGCCUGUCUUCCAAUGUCGUCCCUAUGUACUUAGGGGAGCUGGCCCCUAAGAACCUGAGGGGGGCCCUGGGGGUGGUGCCCCAGCUCUUCAUCACCGUCGGCAUCCUUGCGGCCCAGAUCUUGGGUCUUCGGAGUCUCCUCGCAAAUGAAGAAGGCUGGCCCACCCUCCUCGGGGUGACCGGGGUCCCCGCGGCACUGCAGCUCCUCCUGCUGCCCUUCUUCCCCGAGAGCCCCAGGUACCUGCUCAUUCAGAAGAGAGACGAAGCGGCUGCCAAAACCGGUACGGCUUUCCCAGGAGAAGCGACGCGGGUUGCGGCGUCUUCGCCGGGGGGCGGGGCGCGCGAUUCAGCCCCCGGCGGCCCCUCUGCUCCCCCCCCCAGCGCUGAGGGGCCUGCGCGGCUGGGACGACGUGGACGCCGAGACGCAGGAGAUCCGGGAGGAGGACAAGGCCGAGAAGGCCGCGGGCUUCAUCUCCGUGCUGAAGCUGCUCCGGAGGAGGUCGCUGCGGUGGCAGGUCAUCUCCGUCGUCGUCCUCAUGGGCGGCCAGCAGCUGUCGGGAGUGAACGCGAUCUACUACUACGCAGACCAGAUCUACCUGAGCGCUGGGGUGAGAGCACAGGACGUGCAGUAUGUGACGGCGGGCACGGGCGCGGUCAACGUGCUGAUGACCGUCUGCGCCGUUUUCGUGGUGGAGCUUCUGGGGAGGAGAGUCCUGCUCCUCCUAGGUUUCUCCAUCUGCUUCACCGCCUGCUGCGUGCUGACGGCCGCCCUGGCUCUGCAGGACACAAUAUCCUGGAUGCCCUACGUCAGCAUCGCGUGCAUCAUCUCCUAUGUCAUAGGACAUGCCCUUGGGCCCAGUAUGUACCCCAGAGCUGGUUCUGUGGUCUCACUGCCCCCUCCUGUACCACCAGCCCUAGAAACUUCUGGCCUGAGCUCCUUAGAGAGGCUCCAGGGAGGGGCGAAUUCGGCCCAAAUGGCUUCUCUGCCUGUGUUCUUGUGGCAGAGGGGUUUGGGCGCAGCAUGACUAGAGCGAGGACAGUAAAGCAGCCUGUGGAGGCUGAAACGCGGUGCCCGUGUGGUUGGCGCAGAGCGUCUUACAGGUGGUCAUGGGCCCCCUUUAGGGACAUCACAGGAUGUCGCCUGUUGUGCCCGACUCUUGCCAGGUGCCUUCUCACACUGCUGCUCCACGAGACCAGGAGUCCUGGAGACGCGCUGCUCUGCCUUGGGCCGGGUGCCUCUGGAGCUUGCACGGGCAGGGCCUCCAGGACCCUCUGUGGCUUGCUCGGCCGGCAGGGAAGACAGCUCUUCCUCUUCUCCCCCAGGCCCUAUCCCUGCACUGCUCAUCACCGAGAUCUUCCUGCAGUCCUCCCGGCCGGCCGCCUACAUGGUGGGGGGCAGUGUCCACUGGCUCUCCAACUUCACUGUGGGCUUGAUCUUCCCAUUCAUCCAAGUGGGCCUCGGAGCUUACAGCUUUAUCGUUUUUGCCGUGAUAUGUCUUCUCACCACCAUCUACACCUUCCUGGUUGUACCCGAGACCAAGUCCAAGACCUUCAUAGAAAUCAAUCAGAUCUUCACCAAGAUGAACAAAGUGUCCGAGGUGCACCCAGAAAAGGAGGAGCUAAAGGACUUUCCUCCCUCUACUGCGGGGCAGUAACUCGAGAGGAGGAGCCUGUUAAUCAGGUUGACCCAUCGCCAACCCCAAGGCAUGCCGGGCAGCUGUCCCUCAACCAUGCUGGGUCUGCCAUUGUGUGGCUCGUGGCAACACCGGCUCUUAUAAUGAAAACCAUUACCGCGGUGUCGAGAUGGAAGGAAUCAAAUGUGGCCAAAGAAACGAAUUCUUCUCCAAUCCCGUAGUCUUCCGGGGGCCACGGGCACAUGUUCAGGGUGGAAUCCGUCCUCUUGUCAGAUCCAUCUCCAGAAACGCUAGUUUUGAAAAGUAUAAUGUCACAAGUAAUGAUGUCUAGGAAUCUGGGAAGCGGGUCCCUAUGGAGACUUUAACCAAGUCAGAGAUUAUUGUUCCCAAAUUAUAUUAUUAGAGGACAAUAGAAUGGCCUCUGUAUACUCAAUAAAACAAAUGUGAUCACUUUC
Physeter macrocephalus (sperm whale) is the source of this 3947-nucleotide messenger RNA. RefSeq names its product solute carrier family 2 member 5 (gene SLC2A5). The record is from RefSeq and is a predicted model, not a curated record. The coding region runs from base 879 to 3713 and encodes 944 amino acids. The transcript has 12 exons. NCBI's taxonomy places the organism in Eukaryota, Metazoa, Chordata, Mammalia, Artiodactyla, Physeteridae. Gene Ontology annotation, molecular function: G protein-coupled receptor activity; fructose transmembrane transporter activity. Gene Ontology annotation, biological process: fructose transmembrane transport; G protein-coupled receptor signaling pathway; cell surface receptor signaling pathway. Gene Ontology annotation, cellular component: plasma membrane.